AUGGGCUCCAGCUACAGCCGCGGCUUCUGCUCGAUCCAUCCGCCCGAGGAAGAGGAAGAGGAAGAGGAGAGGAGAGAGGAGAGGAGAGAGGGAGGAACCAUUCAGCUUAUUCACCGCCGGAGUGAGAAGGAAAAAAAGAAAAAGAGCAGAGAGAGGGGAGAGCGCACGGGAGAGACGCGCUUCCUGGACCACACCAUCCCCCAGUGCGAGGAGGGGCGCUCCAAGCCUCGCCUCUCGUGGGCUUUGUGGAAUGGGACAGAAUCGAGCCUGAAACCAACAUGUGGUGCGGCAGAGGUCCUCAUCUGGUAG
Molecule: messenger RNA, 309 nt
Organism: Knipowitschia caucasica
Lineage: Eukaryota; Metazoa; Chordata; Actinopteri; Gobiiformes; Gobiidae
Source: the annotation of a GenBank genome assembly